AUGUAUAUUAGGCGUGUGAUCAUCAAGGGUUUCAAGACCUACCGUAAUGAAACAGUCAUUGAUGAUUUUUCUCCACAUCAUAAUAUCGUUAUUGGUUCCAAUGGUUCAGGAAAGUCAAACUUCUUUGCAGCUAUAAGGUUUGUGUUAAGUGGUGAUUAUUCCAAUUUGAAACGAGAGGAGAGGCAGGGUCUAAUUCAUCAGGGUUCUGGUUCUGUGAUGAGUGCUUCUGUGGAAAUUGUGUUUCAUGAUCCGGAUCACCGUAUAAUCCUUCCAUCGGGUGUAGCACCAAGAUCAAAUGAUGAAGUUCUUGUCAGAAGAACGGUUGGGCUGAAGAAGGAUGAUUACCAGUUGAAUGAUAGGAAUGUCACUAAAGGGGAUGUGGUUCGAAUGCUCGAAAGCGCAGGUUUCUCAAUGAAUAAUCCAUACAACAUUGUUCCGCAGGGUCGUAUUAUCGCCUUGACUAACGCUAAGGAUAAAGAGCGGCUACAAUUAUUGGAAGAUGUUGUUGGUGCAAAAUCUUUUGAAGUUAAACUGCGUGCAUCUUUGAAGAAGAUGGAGCAAACCGAGCAAAAAAGGGCCCAGAUAGUGAAGGAAAUGGAAGAAUUGAAUGAUAAACUAAGUGAAAUGGAGGAAGAAAGAAAGGAGCUAGAAGUCUUCAAUAAUUUGGAGAGAAAUCGUAAAGCUUUUCAGUUUACUUUGUAUGACCGUGAAUUGAAUGAUGUCAUCAACCAAAUCGAGAAAAUGGAUGAUGUAUAUAACGUAACGCUUCACUCGUCCCACGAUUAUAUUACUGAACUGGACAAACGUGAAGACAUGGUUGAACAGAUCAACAAAAAUUUGCAAAAUUUGGAAUCAUCCAUAAAGAUUAAAGAAACAGCAGAAUUGUCACAAGCCAGAAGUAAACAUAACGAGUUGUCGAAUGCCAUUGCUAAUUUGAAUGUAAAAAUAAGGGACCUUCAGCGACAGGUGGUAUCUUACGAUGAACAAUCCGAUCUAAACAGGAAAAAUCUGGCGAUUAUUAACGAGGCCAUCGAGGCUAAACAAGCGCAGCUGGCAAAGAUCUCGCCCAGAUUCGAAUCUCUCAGUAAAGAAGAGGUCUCUUACAAAUUAGAACUUGCUGGUUUACAAGAAAAGCAAAGAGAUCUACUGCUAAUGAAAGGAAAAUACUCCCAUUUUCAGACGGUGGAGGAGAGGAAUGAGUGGAUUGAAGGGGAGCUGCGAAGUUUGAAUGAAACGCUUGCAAACACAACCCAUUUGAAGAGUCAAAUUGACAAUGAAAGAAACGAAUUGCAUGAGAAGUUGAACGCUACCGAAGAACAAAUACAAGAACUGGAAGACUCGGUAAGAGGGCCUGGCGUAGUUGCUGAGAUAGAGGAUAUAGAGAAAAAGGUCAAUGAUCUCAAAGCGGAAUACGUGGAAAAGAUAAACGAGAGAAAGGAGCUUUGGAGGUCAGAGCAAAAGCUGCAAACGAUCUCAGAAACAUUAUUGGAUACCGUCAAAAAUUCUGAGAGAAGUGUUAGUGAAACUAUGGCCAAGAGCCUUGCGAACGGAAUUGCAAGUGUCAGAGAGAUUACUGAGAAAUUAAGGCUACCAGAGGGACGCGUCUUUGGGACAUUGGGUGAGCUUAUUAAAGUUAAUGAAAAGUAUAAAAUGUGUGCCGAGGUUGUUGGUGGUAAUUCCUUAUUUCACAUUGUCGUUGAUACGGAUGAAACCGCGUCACUCAUGAUACAGGAGCUUUAUCGUAUGAGAGGUGGGAGAGUCACCUUCAUGCCUUUGAACAGGAUUUAUAAUGAUCCAAAUAUCACCUAUCCACCUAAUGCACAAUCUUCAUGCACUCCAUUGAUCAAGAAAAUUAAGUUCGACGCUCAAUUCGAAAGUGUUGUAAAGAACGUGUUUGGAAAGACGAUAGUUGUCAGAGAUCUUGCAGCGGGAUCCAAAAUCGCGAAGCACUAUAAGCUUGACGCUAUAACACUCGAUGGUGACAGAGCUGAUAAGAGCGGUCUAUUAACUGGAGGUUACCAUGAACAUCAUAAGAAGACAAGAUUGGAAUCAUUGAAGGAUCUGAAAAAUGCUAGGACCCAGUAUAAAAAGACUUCAGAUGAGCUUGAACAGAUAAGGCAAAAGAUACACACAGCGGAUGCAGAAAUCGAUAGCAUGAAUGGUCAAAUUAGGGUAGCUUCCAACAAGAGAGAAACUAUUCUCACAAAUGUCGAUGGCUUCAGGACUAAGCUGAACAACAAACUCAGUGAGAAACUUUUCCUGGAGGAGUCUGCAAAAUCCCUUGAGCUAAAACGCGAGAAAGCUGAAACGAGCAUCAAAGUCGUCCAAGCAAAGAUUGACUCCUAUACCUUAGACUUAACAUCAGAGUUUGAAACUCAGAUUUCGGCUCAGAAGCAAAAAGAACUGAACGAUUUGGAAAUUACACUCCAGAAAGUCCAGAAAAACCUGAAUACUACAACAGAAGCCCUUCAAGGCAUAACGACCAAGAUCGAUUCUCUAACCGCAGAACUCAAUUCAAAGUUAUUGCCUCAGAAGAGCGAGCUUCAAGCUAGCAAGCAUCAGGAUGGAGACGUUCUGGUUGCCGACUUGAAAAGCGAUUUGGAAUUAAUGAUAUCUGACAAACAAGGACUUGAGAAGCAGUUUGAAUCGAGCGGCAAGGAAGUUGAUGAGCUACAAACGGAGCUCGAAGGCUUGAAAGCAGAGAAGGGCAAGAACGAGUCACUGCUUGAAAAAGCGAACAGUCAACAAGCUCAGCUACUGAAAAAGCUCGAGACUUUUCAGAAGGAUGCUGAAAAGUCUAUGGUGAAAAAGACAACGUUGGCGUCUAGGCGUGAGGAGCUCCAGCGAAAGAUAAGGGAAGUUGGAUUACUCGCAGAAGAAGCGUUGAAUAGCUUUAGCAACCUGUCCAGUGAAGAGCUGCUGAGAAAGCUCAACGCUGUUAAUGAGGAUAUCUCGGGUCUGAAGAACGUCAACAAGAAAGCUUUCGAAAACUUUAAAAAGUUCCAUGAAAAGAAGCUCGAGUUGGAAGAUCGUUCCAAAGAGCUUGACGAAUCGAAGACAUCAAUACAAAAUUUGAUAGUGAAACUAAAACAACAAAAAGUAGCAGCAGUAGAUUCAACUUUCGAGAAUGUCUCUAGGAAUUUUACUGAAGUGUUCGAACAGCUAGUUCCCAGAGGUAAAGCGAAGCUGGUGAUACACCGCAGUUCAGACGCAAGAGAUGAUGACGUUGAUGCCGAGAAUGACACUGCAAUGACGGGUGAUGAUGAUGGAACUCAAACUGAGUCAAUGUAUACUGGGGUCUCGAUAUCAGUCUCGUUUAACUCGAAAAAAACGAGACAGCUUCAUGUCGAACAGCUAUCUGGAGGGCAAAAGACAGUUUGCGCUGUGGCCUUGAUUUUGGCUAUUCAAAUGGUGGACCCGGCUCCUUUCUACUUAUUUGAUGAGAUAGACGCGGCUUUGGAUAAACAGUAUCGGACUGCCGUGGCCGGGAUUAUCAAGGCUCUAUCAGCAAAUGCUCAGUUCAUUUGCACAACUUUUAGAACCGACAUGUUACAAGUCGCUGACAAAUUCUUCCGAGUCAAAUAUGAGAAUAAAAUCUCAACGGUUGUUGAAGUUGACAGACAAGAGGCUAUCAACUUCAUCAAGGGUACUAAUAAAUUAGCAGAGGUAUAA
Molecule: messenger RNA, 3672 nt
Organism: Torulaspora delbrueckii
Lineage: Eukaryota; Fungi; Ascomycota; Saccharomycetes; Saccharomycetales; Saccharomycetaceae
Gene: SMC3
Product: cohesin subunit SMC3
Exons: 1
Coding region: 1-3672 (1223 amino acids)
Biological process (GO): mitotic sister chromatid cohesion
Cellular component (GO): chromosome
Molecular function (GO): protein binding; double-stranded DNA binding; ATP hydrolysis activity
Source: RefSeq, a predicted model, not a curated record